Molecule: messenger RNA, 1713 nt
Organism: Cercocebus atys (sooty mangabey)
Lineage: Eukaryota; Metazoa; Chordata; Mammalia; Primates; Cercopithecidae
Exons: 3
Biological process (GO): proton transmembrane transport
Cellular component (GO): proton-transporting V-type ATPase, V0 domain
Molecular function (GO): proton-transporting ATPase activity, rotational mechanism
Source: RefSeq, a predicted model, not a curated record
AUGACUAUUCACUCAGAUAUGCCCCGGUAUGUCUUGCUGCUGGAGCCAGUGCUGUUCCCAGACCCAGGCAAGAGCAAGGCUGCCAGGGUCUUGGAGCCUCUGUUUAUCGGGUACCAGUUCAGAGCUGUCUCAAAAAAAAAAAAAAAAAAAGAGAAAGAAAAAAGAAAAGCAUCUUUGCUGCCACCAGUCCACUAUCUUUGCACUCACCCUCUGCCAUGCCCAUCCUUGUCCCCCUCCCCACUCACAGACACGUCCAACAACAGCCCUGAGUAUGCUUUAGUUUUCACCAUCUUGGGUGCUAUGGCCACCAUGGUCUCCAGUGGCCUGGGUGCUGCCUACGGCAUGGCCAACAAUGGCACCGGCAUCAUGGCCAUGUCUGACGUGUGGCCAGAGCCGAUCAUGAAGUCCAUCAUCCCAGUGGUCAUGGCUGGUAUCACCACCAUCUAUGGCCUAGUGGCGGCUGUCCCCACUGCCAGCUCCCUGAAUGAUGACAUCAGCCUCUACAGCAGUUUCCUCCAGCUGAGCGCUGGCCUGAGUGGCCUGGCAGCCGGCUUUGCCAUCAUCGUCGUGGGGGACACUGGCAAGUGGGGCACUGCCCAGCAGCCCUAACUAUGUGUGGGCAUGACACUGAUCCUCACCUUUGCCAAGGUGCUCAUCCUCUCCACAAAGCAGCCCCUCUCAAAACCCACCAGUCACAGAAGACGAUGUAAAGAGCACCCCUCCUCGUUCCGGAACAAACAGCCUGACACGCCUGUGCCGGGCAGCUGGCCCUCAGGAGUUGGUCUUCUAAGUGUACGGUGUCCUGGAGCUCGUCGUCUGUUGGCUAGGCCUUGCCCCCUCCUGCCCCAUGCUGUGGACACCUGAGCCUACUCAUCACCCAUCCAGGUCCCUGACCAGUGAGGACUCAGGCCCCUGGAUGCCCCACCCGUCUCCCUUGAGUGCUCUAUGUAUAAGGAUGAAUUAGAGUUGUCAUUCUCUCUUCACUGGGUAUUUAUAAAGCUUUGGCCUGUCCAUGCCCCUGCGGAGCAGCCCUUGUCUCCCAACUCUCUAGUAACCUUCAGGUACAGUGUCACCUCACGGAGGUUCCCAUUGCUGAGCCUCCUGGGAUGGACCACCCUCUCCAGCCCGGGCUAACAGGCCCAGUGCGGUGGCUGUGUCUGAUAAAGUUCUCAGAUGUCGGGGGAGGAAAAAAAAGAGAGAGAGAGAGAGAGUGUGUGUGUAAGAAAGAGAGAGAAAAUGGGAGUGGGUGUGUGAGCUGGAGAUAGGGAAGUGGCAGGAAAAGUCUGAUAAGAUCACCUCCUCCUUCCUACCCAGGCAGAGAUACUGGACACAGCCCCCCAAGGACCCAAAGGGUAAGUAGAGAGCCAGAUGCCUGCCUUUCUCAAUGGGAGGUGGCCCUCCCAGGCCUGAAGAAGUCUCCAUUUACCCCAGAGCCAGCUAGGAAGCAGGUAGGUAGCACCAUCCCCAAGCACCCAGGUGCCUGGGAUGAACAGCAGGCCCAAAGCCAAAGCAUGAGACAGAUUAAAUGUUCCUACGGCAGGAGGAGGAGAGCAGGGGUCACCAGCAUCUCUUCAAUGAGCAAAUGAAAGGAAGAGAGAAGGUAGACUGAUACCCUCAUCAAUAUCCUACUGUCCGUGACAUACCAUCAUCAACCGGACUUUUCUUUUUUUUUUGAGACAGAGUCUCGCUUUUGUUGCCCAGGCUGGAGUGCAA